AACCCGCAGAACAAGCCACCCCUUUGCUAGGGAGAUGUCUCGUCCACGCUGCAGAUUCUGCCUUCCAGCUAGUCGGCAACUUCUCUGCAGCCCCGCAGCUCUACCCUAGCCCAAACAUCCUUCCCCGCUGCCUGGGAGGAGGCGCGGCUGAAAGUAAUUUCAGGCUGGAUUGGAGCUCAGACGCCUGAGCAGGUACCUGGUCUGGGACUAGGAGAAAGGUAAAGUUAGGGAUUUCAACCUUUUCUUUCCAGACCAAAUUAUCCCUAAUCUAUGCGGCACUGCCUGACAGGACCCGGACGGUCCCAGCAAUGGCCUCAACAGCGACCCUAGCACUCAUGUGGGAGGAGGUCACGUGCUCCAUCUGCCUGGAUGCCAUGGUGGAGCCCGUGAGCAUCAAAUGUGGCCACAGCUUCUGCCAGGAAUGUAUCUCAGAGCUUGGGAAGGAUGGGGGUGGCCUCUGCCCUCUGUGCAGGAACCCCUUUCUGCUCAGGAACCUACGGCCCAAUCGGCAUCUAGCCAGCGUGGUAGAGAACCUACAGCAAACCAGCCAGGCUGCCAAGGAUGGCACACCAGGGGAGCGGUGCCCGAAGCAUGGAGAGAGGCUUCACCUAUUCUGUGAGGAAGAUGGGCAGCUCCUUUGCUGGGUGUGUGCCCAGUACCAGAAACACCGCAACCACCACCACAAGGUCCCUAUUGAGGAGGCUGCCCAAGAGUACCAGCGAAAGCUCCAGUUGGCAUUGGAAAAGCUAAGAAAACAGCAGGAGCUGGCUGAGAAGUUGGAAGUGGAUGUUGCAACAAAAAGAGCAGAGUGGAAGGCAAGAGUGAAAGAGGAGGGGACACUGAGAAGGCUGGGCAAGACAAAGGUUGAGAUGCACAAAUCGAGGAUUCACGCCGAGUUCAUGCAGCAGCACAACUUCCUGGUUGAAGAGGAACAGAGGCAGCUGCAGAGGCUGGAGAAGGAAGAGAGGGAGCACCUGAGAAUGCUGGGGGAGAUGGAGGCCGACCUGGCCCAGCAGAGCCAGGCCCUGCAGGAGCUGAUCUCAGAGCUGGAGCACAGGAGUCAGGGUUCGGCUCUGGAGCUGCUACAGGAGGUGACAGUCACCCUGGCAAGGAGUGAAUCCUGGAGCCUAAAGGAGUUGACAGUCAACUCACCCAACCUGAGUGUGUGCCAUGUGCCAGGGCUAAAGGAGAUGCUAAGGACAUGUGGCGUGCACAUCACGCUGGAUCCACAAACAGCCAACCCACUGCUCAUCAUUUCAAAGGAUCUGAGACAAGUGAGGCUUGGUGACAUCAAGCAGGAGGUGCCAGAGGACGAAGAGAGAUUUGAGAAUUACCCCAUGGUCCUUGGUGCCCAGUACUUCACCUCCGGACGGUAUUACUGGGAAGUCAAUGUGAUGGGAAAGACGGCCUGGGACCUGGGGGUGUGCAGAGCCUCAGUGCAAAGGAAGGAGGUCUUUAUGCUCAGCCCUGAGAGAGGUUUCUGGACGAUUUGGUUGUGGAACACAAAAACAUAUGAGGCUGGCACCUGCUCCCGGACGCCCCUCUACCUUCAUGUGCCUCCACACCAAGUUGGAAUUUUCCUGGACUGUGAAGCUGGCAUUGUUUCAUUCUAUAACGUCACUGACCAUGGCUCUCUCAUCUACACCUUCUCAGAGUGUGACUUUGCUGGACCUCUGCGGCCCUUCUUCAGCCCUGGCUUCAAUAAUGAUGGGGAAAAUGCAGCCCCUCUCACUCUCUGCCCACUGGAGCUGGCAUAGUCUGGGGUUACAGAUCACUGAGGGCUCUGUUGCCCUGCAGACCCGGCCUCUUUUUCCCAGAAAUGGAGCCACUUUUGCCUCUGCCAAGGUUUAGGACCCCAGGAAACCAGCUUUAGCAGGGAGGUCCCCUGAAAGUCAGCCAUCAGAUCACCUUCAACAUCAGCAUCGCAGCUCUGAAUUGCUCCGGUUCCCUCCCAUGAAGCAGACCCUGCAUUCUCAGUCCAGACUCACCUGAACCAUAUGUAGUAGCUGCCUCAAGUUCUGUCACAGCCUCUCCAUCCCCUUGGGCCAAAUCUCUAGUACAUCUGGGAUGGUAUGUGAAUUUGCUUCCAAAAACAAUUGUGCAUCGGUCUGUUCUGUUCCGCCUUUGUUCCUUAAACCUGAAAUACUUGGCAACCCUGGUUCAUAUUGAUGUACCUUACUUCAAAAUAAUCAUGGGAAAUGCAUACUAUGACAUGCAUGUGUAGGCUUUCUCAACUUUUUUCACCAAAAUAAAUGUAUUAAGUCCAUUUUCCUACAAA
Ochotona curzoniae (black-lipped pika) is the source of this 2278-nucleotide messenger RNA. It is a transcript of the gene TRIM21, whose product is annotated as tripartite motif containing 21. The coding region runs from base 309 to 1757 and encodes 482 amino acids. The record is from RefSeq and is a predicted model, not a curated record. Gene Ontology annotation, molecular function: protein binding; zinc ion binding. The transcript is spliced from 7 exons. Lineage: Eukaryota; Metazoa; Chordata; Mammalia; Lagomorpha; Ochotonidae.